Messenger RNA from Ochotona princeps (American pika), 1629 nucleotides. RefSeq names its product ankyrin repeat and SOCS box containing 18 (gene ASB18). NCBI's taxonomy places the organism in Eukaryota, Metazoa, Chordata, Mammalia, Lagomorpha, Ochotonidae. The record is from RefSeq and is a predicted model, not a curated record. Gene Ontology annotation, biological process: intracellular signal transduction. Gene Ontology annotation, cellular component: nucleus; cytoplasm. Gene Ontology annotation, molecular function: protein binding.
AUGCCCACAGUACCUACGUCAUCACCCAAUGCCCACAGUACCCACACCAUCACCCAUGACCCCAGUACCAACACCAUCACCAAUGCCCACAGUACCAACACCAUCACCAAUGCCCACAUACCCACGCCAUCACCCAUUAUCCCCAGUACCCACACCAUCACUCAUUACCCUAGUACUAACACCAUCACCAAUGCCCACAGUACCAGCACCAUCACCAAUGCCCGCAGUGCCAGCACCAUCACCAAUACCCACAAACCUCCCGACUACCCUCUCAGCUACGACUUACUGAGGAGGUUGAAGGCCGCGCUGGAGGCCAAGGACGAACAGCGAGUCAGGGGACUGAUCUGCACGGAGAUCAAGCCCGUGGACGCCGCGAUCGAGUUGGCCAAUGAGAAGGACCCGGCCGCUCGGCUGCCCACCGGCGUGCUGUUAGGAGACCUGCCCCGUGUCCGGGCCCUCAUGGACAAGCACUUCCAGGAUGCCAACAUGGUGCUGGAGAUCCACGCAGAGGAGCUGGAGUGGCGGGCGAAGGCCCUGGCCACCUUCGGACUCUCAGGACUCUGGACACUGGAGUACAAGCGCGAGCUCACCACACCCCUGUGCAUUGCGGCGGCCCACGGCCACGCAGCCUCCGUUCGGCGCCUGCUGGGCCACGGUGCACACCCCGAUGCCAGCCCGGGUGGACGAAGUGCACUGCACGAGGCCUGCCUUGGGGCACACACAGCCUGUGCCCGGAUGCUGCUGCAGCAUGGCGCAGACCCGGACCUGCUCAGCGCUGAGGGCCUGGCGGCCCUGCACCUGUGCCGCACCGCAGCCUCGCUCGGGUGCGCACGGGCUCUACUGGAGCACGGAGCAUCGGUGCAGCACGCGGGCGGUCCAGCCCAGGACACCCCAUUGCACGUGGCAGCGCAGCGCGGCCUGGACGAGCACGCGCGCCUCUACCUGGGUCGCGGGGCGUGCGUGGAUGCGAGAAACGGUCGCGGGGAGACUGCCCUGAGCACAGCGUGCGGCUCAGCGUGGAGGCCGGACGAGCAGGUGCGCUACCUGCGCCUGUGCGCUCUGCUACUAGGGCACGGCGCGGCAGUGGACGCGCGCGACGAAGACGAGCGCAGCCCGCUGCACAAGGCCUGUUGCCACGCACGCCACGAUUUGGUGAGCCUGCUGCUGCGGCAUGGCGCCGACCCGGGCGUCCUGGACUACGGCGGUGCCUCUCCGCUGGCACGCGUGCUGCAGAAGGCCGCCUGCGUGCCCGAGGCAGAGCCGCAGCGCACCGUGCAGGCUCUGCUCAACCACGGCUCGCCCACCGUGUGGCCAGACUCCUUCCCCAAGGUGCUGAGGAGCUGUGCGGCCACCCCCAGCGUCAUUGAAGUGCUUUGCAAUGCCUUCUGUCAGCUCCACGUGGCCAAGUCCUGGAAGGAGGCAAUCCCAGACGACGUGUUCCAGACGCACCCCGCCUUCUACCAGUCCUUCUUGGCCCUGGCCCACGGCCCGCGCUGCCUGCAGCACCUGUGCCGCUGCGCCAUUCGCAAGAUGCUGGGCAGGAGGUGCGGCUGCCUCAUCCCCCUGCUCCCCCUGCCUAGACCCCUGCAAGAUUACCUGCUCUUGGAGCCAGAGGGCAUUUUGCGCUGA